AUGCAAUCCUUUCCUGUCUGUCCUUCCUUUCUGUCUUCCUAUCUGUCCUCUUCCUUCCUUUCUUUCUUGCUUUCUGUCCUCUUCCUUCCUUUAUUUCUUCCUUUCUGUCCUCUUCCUUCCUUUCUGUCCUCUUCCUUCCUUUCUGUCCUCUUCUUUCCUUUCUGUCCUCUUCCUUUCUGUCCUCUUCCUUUCUGUCCUCUUCCUUUCUGUCCUCUUCCUAUCUGUCCUCUUCCUUCCUAUCUGUCCUCUUCCUUCCUAUCUGUCCUCUUCCUUCCUAUCUGUCCUCUUCCUAUCUGUCCUCUUCCUAUCUGUCCUCUUCCUAUCUGUCCUCUUCCUAUCUGUCCUCUUCCUAUCUGUCCUCUUCCUAUCUGUCCUCUUCCUUCCCCUCUGUCUUCCCUAUCUUCCUUUCCUAUCUGUCCUCUUCCCUAUUGUCCUAUCUGUCCUCUUCCUUUCUGUCCUGUUCCUGUCCUUCCUUUCUGUCCUCUUCCUUUCUGUCCCUAUCUGUCCUCUUCCUAUCUGUCCUCUUCCUUUCUUUCUUCCUAUCUGUCCUCUUCCUUUCUUUCUUCCUAUCUGUCCUCUUCCUUUCUUUCUUCCUAUCUGUCCUCUUCCUUUCUUUCUUCCUAUCUGUCCUCUUCCUUUCUUUCUUCCUAUCUGUCCUCUUCCUUUCUUUCUUCCUAUCUGUCCUCUUCCUUUCUUUUCCCUAUCUGUCCUCUUCUUUCUUUUCUUCCUAUCUGUCCUCUUCCUUUCUUUCCCAUCCUAUCCUGUCCUCUUCCUUUCUUUCUUCCUAUCUGUCCUCUUCCUUUCUUUCUUCCUAUCUGUCCUCUUCCUUUCUUUCUUCCUAUCUCUUCUUACUGCUAUUCCCUUCUUAUUGUUUCUUCUCUUUUUUAUUCCUUUCCCAGAUCUCUUCCCUUUUAUCUCAUUAUCUUUGCCCAAACUUUUUAUUCCUCACAAUUCUUUCUUUCAUCAUUAAUUUCAUUCUUUCUAUGCAAUUAUUCCUUCUUUCAUCGUUUAGCCUAUUCCUUCUUUCAUUUUUUUAACUUAUUCCUUCUUUCAUUUUUGCUAACUUAUUCCUUCUUUCAUUUUUGUUGA
Molecule: messenger RNA, 1089 nt
Organism: Acanthosepion pharaonis
Lineage: Eukaryota; Metazoa; Mollusca; Cephalopoda; Sepiida; Sepiidae
Source: the annotation of a GenBank genome assembly